Molecule: messenger RNA, 1809 nt
Organism: Salvia hispanica
Lineage: Eukaryota; Viridiplantae; Streptophyta; Magnoliopsida; Lamiales; Lamiaceae
Product: glucan endo-1,3-beta-glucosidase 8-like
Biological process (GO): carbohydrate metabolic process
Molecular function (GO): hydrolase activity, hydrolyzing O-glycosyl compounds
Source: RefSeq, a predicted model, not a curated record
ACCUCUCCGUUUCCAAUCUAAUUUCUUUCACACCAUAAAAACAAUAGAGUAAACACCAUUACUAUAACUAAACCCCCUUUUUUCUUAGGCACAAUAUAUCCCCUCAAUCAAAAUGGAGAGAAGACAGUUAAAUUAUCAUGAAAAUGUGGCUGUUUUGUUGUGCGUGAUUAUAAUGAUGUCAGAAUCAUCAGCAGCAGCAGCAAGCAGCAGCAAUAGCGUGGGAGUGAAUUGGGGCACAAUGGCAACACAUCAAUUGCCUCCUUGGAGCGUGGUUGAUAUGCUGAAAGACAAUGGUUUCAACAAGGUGAAGCUGUUCGACGCCGACGAGGCCAUCUUGGAUGCAUUAUCUGGCACUUCCAUCGAGGUCAUGCUCGCCCUCCCCAACUACAUGCUGGCCGAGAUCAGCUCCGACCCCUCCAUCGCCGCCUCGUGGGUCGACGCCAACGUCACUGCUUACGCCUACCCCGGUGGAGUCAACAUCAAAUACGUAGCCGUUGGAAACGAGCCGUUUUUGAAGACGUACAACGGGACCUACUUGCAGCAGACGUUGCCAGCGUUGAAGAACAUUCAGGAAGCUAUCAACAAUGCCGGCCUCGGGUCAAAGAUCAAGGCCACGGUCCCGUUCAACGCCGACGUAUACAACUCGCCCGAGUCGAACCCAGUGCCGUCCGCGGGCGAGUUCCGCGCCGAGAUACGCGAUCUGACGGUCCAGAUCGUCCAGUACCUCUACUCCAACGACGCCCCCUUCGUCGUCAACAUCUACCCGUUCCUGAGCCUCUACGGAAAUUCCUACUUCCCCCUCGACUUCGCCUUCUUUGACGGCUACAACAAGCCGCUCCGGGACGGAAACAGCGUCUACACUAAUGUGUUUGACGCAAAUCUGGAUACCCUGCUCUGGUCGCUGACCAGAGCAGGGUACCCUGGCAUGAAGAUUGUAGUUGGUGAAGUGGGAUGGCCCACUGAUGGUGACGUCCAUGCAAAUGUACAGAGUGCUAAGAGAUUCAAUCAAGGUCUAAUCGAGCACGUGAUGAGUGGGCAGGGCACACCUCUGAGAAAAGGCAGAAUAGAUGUUUAUCUAUUCAGCCUGAUCGACGAGGAUGCCAAGAGCAUCGACCCAGGAAGCUUCGAGCGACACUGGGGGAUAUUGGAAUUCGAUGGUAGGCCUAAAUACGAGCUCGAUAUCUCGGGCUCGCAUCAGAACAGGAGCCUUGUGGCCGUGCAGGGCGUGUCCUACAUGGCGAGGCGGUGGUGCGUGUUGGACCCACGCGCCAAGGACGUUGAGUGGGCUUUGGCGAAGAAUGUGGACUACGCCUGCAGCCGGUCUGAUUGCACGGCGCUGGGCUACGGCUCGUCGUGCAAUCACCUGAGCCUGCAGGGGAACGCGUCGUACGCGUUCAACAUGUACUAUCAGUUGAAGGAUCAAAAUGAGUGGGAUUGCGAUUUCGCGGGCCUGGCCGUGAUCACGGACCAGGACCCCUCGGAUAGCAGAUGCAAGUUUCCUGUUAUGAUUGCUUAUGGCAAGCGUCCUGUGCUGAUGCUGCACAAGAAAUUGGUCAACAUUUUGCUUGUGGUUGCUGAGGGUUGUGUAGUGUUUCUGCUUCUUGUGUCUUAGGUUGUUGUGAUUGAUCUUACUCUUACUUAGAUGGAUUUAGGACAGAAACAGAGUUUCUAUUUCUAAUUUCAUUGUAUAUUGCCAUUUAAUUUCCUCUUUGUCUGAAGACAAAAGGAGGGGUGUGUUUUGUAUGUUUGAUAAGAAUCAUGCCACUCGAUUCUAAAAACGUUUAUGCAACCAUCGAUUUCGUAAUCAUA